Molecule: messenger RNA, 1268 nt
Organism: Vigna radiata var. radiata (mung bean)
Lineage: Eukaryota; Viridiplantae; Streptophyta; Magnoliopsida; Fabales; Fabaceae
Product: peroxisome biogenesis protein 16
Exons: 8
Coding region: 166-1263 (365 amino acids)
Biological process (GO): peroxisome organization
Cellular component (GO): peroxisomal membrane
Source: RefSeq, a predicted model, not a curated record
UCCUCCUUUUCUCGCUCGUAUUGAAAUUUUUGAAACCCAUCUUCAUUACAAGCUUGUGUCGAAAGAUUAAAUCUUGACCAACUGGGUCUCUUCCAAUUCCUUCUGAUUUUGCCAGCGAGGUUUGGAUUUCGUGCUUUUGUAUAUUUUCGUUGAGUCUUUGAAGCUAUGGAGGCUUACAAGAAGUGGGUGAGGCAGAACAAAGAGUUUGUGCACUCCUUGGAGUCUUUGGCCAAUGGACUGACAUGGCUUCUUCCGGAACGGUUUUCUGAAUCAGAGAUUGGACCAGAAGCAGUAACAACCGUUCUGGGUAUCAUCACAGCUCUCAAUGAGCACAUAAUUGAUACUGCUCCUAAGCAAAAUAUUUCAGGCUCUGUUACACCUUAUUCAUUUCCUUAUCCAUUAUGGUUAUCUGCAUUAAAGGAUUUGGAAACAUUAGUUGAAGUUGUGGCACAACAUUACUAUGGUGAUGAUAGGAAAUGGAAUUUCCUUGCUGUUACUGAAGCAACCAAGGUACUGUUUCGGUUAUCUUUAUUUCGUAAGAGUGGAUAUAAGAUGCUGCUACAAGGAGGUGAAACACCUAAUGAUGAGGAGCAUUCAGAUAGUUUUUCUUCACAACAUAUAGGCUUAAAACCCGAUGGUCAUCAUAGACCUGGUUAUAUGAAAAAUAAUCUUGGAGCAAACCCAAUGAAUCUUGAAGGAAGAGCACUAUCUGCUUUGGUUAGAUUUGGAGAAAAUGCCAAGGUAUCGGAUCCAGUGAGAUUACACCGGGUUCAACACCAACAACAAACUAUGGAGCUUACAACUUCAAGAGUAGAUAGACCUACACUUUUCACCAUACUGUCAGAAAGGGGUCUGCGUGGGACUCUGCUUUUUAUUGGAGAGGUUCUAUUUAUAAGCAGACCGCUGGUUUAUGUUUUGUUUAUUCGAAAAUAUGGUAUUCGGUCAUGGACCCCUUGGUUCCUUUCGCUGGCUAUUGAUUGCAUAGGAAACAGUUUUCUUUCAAUUGUUACAUCAUCAGUGGUUGGCGGGAAGGAGCAAGUGUUUCAUCUGUCUGCCCCAGAAAAGGAUGAGGUUAAACGACGAAAGCUGCUGUUUGUUCUUUACCUAAUGAGAGAUCCAUUUUUCAGCAAGUACACUAGGCAAAGACUUGAAAGCACAGAGAAAACUUUGGAACCUAUUCCUGUGAUAGGUUUUCUUACAGCAAAACUUGUUGAGCUUAUGAUUGGAGCUCAAACACGAUACACUUACAUGUCAGGAUCGUGAUAUAA